AUGUCGUGGCAAGGUGGUUCAACGUAUCAAGAUCCUAAUCAACAAUAUUAUGGCGGUUAUCCACCGCAAGGCGGCUACCCACCACAAGGUGGCUAUCCACCACAAGGCGGUUAUCCACCAAAUAGUGGUUACGCUCCCGCCGGAGGAUAUCCUCCAACCGGUGGUUACCCACCUGCAGGAGGUUACCCACCAGGUGGUUACGCACCACAACCUGGCUUUGUUGUGCCACCACCAGCUGGCGGUGGUUAUGGCGCCUAUGAUGAUCCCGAAUCGCAACCAAAGAAUUUCUCUUUUGAUGAUAUGAGCAUUCGUAGAGGAUUUAUACGCAAAGUUUACUUGAUACUUAUGGGCCAGUUGGUUGUAACAUUUGGUUUCGUCGCACUGUUUGUUUUCCAUGAACCCACCAAAAGAUUCGCACAACAGAAUAGAUAUCUCAUGUGGGUUGCAUUAGCCGUUUUGCUUGUUACAAUGAUAUGUAUGGCUUGCUGUGAGAGUGUGCGCCGUCAAACACCAAUGAAUUUUAUUUUCCUCGGCUUAUUCACAUUAGCAGAAUCAUUCUUAAUGGGUGUUUCCGCAACCCGAUUUGCACCGGUAGAAGUACUCAUGGCAGUGGGCGUUACAGCAUUGGUUUGUCUCGCUUUAACACUCUUUGCUACACAAACCAAAUACGAUUUCACCAUGUGCGGAGGUAUCUUAGUAGUGGCAAUGGUUAUAUUCCUUGUUUUUGGAAUUGUGGCCAUAUUCCUACCAGGCAAAACUAUGACAUUAGUUUUCUCCUCCAUUGGCGCUCUACUCUUCUCUGUUUACCUCAUUUACGAUACUCAGCUGAUGAUGGGCGGUGAACAUAAGUACUCGAUUAGUCCUGAAGAGUAUAUAUUUGCUGCUUUAAAUCUAUAUUUGGAUAUUGUAAACAUCUUUAUGUACAUUUUGACAAUAAUCGGCGCAUCCAGGGACUAGGAAUAAAUGUACUGAAAAAAUUUUGAGUAGAGAUCUAUAGAUCUCUAAGAAGAUAUUUGUUUUCUAUACUUUUCAAUUUUUUAAAAUUCCGUUUUCUAUAGAAUAAUGUGUGUAUUAAAAUAUUUUUGUGCUUAUUUUCUGUAUGUACUACAUAUAUAUGUUAGGAUCAGUGAAUCUCGAACCAUAUUAAUUAAAUUUUGAAUUUAAACUGUGCUAGGUACAAAGCUUAAACCAUACUUAUUAUACAUAUGUAAUACUGACUCUGACUGUCUCUGGUAAAAAAUUUUUUCUUUCUAAAAAUGUAGCACAGUUGAAAAUAAACACCACUUAAAGUUGUUAAAUGCAUUUCUUUCUAAAAAAAAAAAUACAAAAAUUAAUAAACAACUAAUAUUUGAGGGGAAUAUUUAGAAAUCGACAGUUGAAAUAUACUAAUAAAGUCAUAUUUUCUUAAAAAUGACUAAGAAGUAACACUUGCAAGCCGAAAGAAUAUUAGCCAAAAAGUAAAGAAAAAGUUAUUAAUUGUUAUCACUAUUACACAAUACUAUUAAUAUACAAAUAUAGAUAUAUACGAGUAUACAUGUAUGCAUAGCGAGAUCGGCUAUUCUUUUUUCCUUAAAUUUUUAGUUUUGUUUUUUUGUUUAUUCUAUGUGUAGUUGUAGUAUUAUUUUCAAAAUUACUUUAGAAAUGGAUAUUUACAUUUAAUAAUUAUAAAAGGCUUCAUUUUCCAAAUUAUUACUACGAUAUUAACGAAAGUACAUAAGAAUCGCUAACAGUACUGAUGCGUAACUAUUUGCUAAUUCCAAACAAAAAUGCGUUUAGAUAUUAGGAAUCACUACCGAUUCCAAAUUAUAAAGGCUAACAAAAAGUUAAGAAGAUUUUGUUUAUAAAUCGUUUAUUAAUUUAAAAAAAAAUGUAUUUUGCUUUGUGCGCUCGAAGCAAAUUCUGUAAAAAAAAAUGUGAAAUUAAACAAACAAAAAAGCGAAUGAAAACCGUGAAGCUCGAAAAUCAUAAGAACUGUUUUGAGUUGAGUAUUCAAUUAA
Molecule: messenger RNA, 1997 nt
Organism: Ceratitis capitata (Mediterranean fruit fly)
Lineage: Eukaryota; Metazoa; Arthropoda; Insecta; Diptera; Tephritidae
Gene: Nmda1
Product: protein lifeguard 1
Exons: 4
Coding region: 1-957 (318 amino acids)
Cellular component (GO): membrane
Source: RefSeq, a predicted model, not a curated record